AUGGCCGAGCAGACCAAGCAGCGCUCCGUGACGGGCGUCUUCUUCUACGUGCCCAACCUCAUCGGCUACACGCGCGUAGUGCUGUCGCUCUACAGCCUGGCGGUGGCGCUCACGGACUACAAGGCCAGCGUGCUGUGUUACGCGCUGAGCUUCACGUGCGACUACUUCGACGGCUUCUUCGCGCGGCUCUGCGACCAAUGCUCGACGUUCGGUGCUGUGCUGGACAUGGUCACGGACCGCUGCUCGACGGCGGGGCUGCUCGUGGUGCUGUCCCACCUGUACCCGCAGUACAUGGUGGCCUUCAUGUACCUGCUGAUCCUCGACUUCUCCAGCCACUGGUACCACAUGUACUCGUCGCGCGGCCACCACAAGAUUGUGGCCGCCGAGCGCAACUUCCUGCUGCGCUUCUACUACGGCUGCUACCCGUUCUUCGGCUUCUGCUGCGUGGGCACCGAGCUGUUCUACAUCCUGCUCUACGUGCUCUACUUCGACCCCACGCUGCUCAUCCCGUACAUCAACGUGCCCGUCAUGCAGCUGUGCUACUACGUGUGCCUACCCGCCUGCGUGUGCAAGAACUUCAUCAACGUUGCGCAGCUGUGCAGCGCGGCGCACUCCGUGGCGGCCGAGGACGUGGCGAUCGCCAACAAGACCAAGUAG
This is a messenger RNA of Phytophthora sojae, 657 nucleotides long. Its product is annotated as CDP-diacylglycerol-inositol 3-phosphatidyltransferase. Bases 1 to 657 code for a protein of 218 amino acids. Gene Ontology annotation, molecular function: CDP-diacylglycerol-inositol 3-phosphatidyltransferase activity. NCBI's taxonomy places the organism in Eukaryota, Oomycota, Peronosporomycetes, Peronosporales, Peronosporaceae. Gene Ontology annotation, biological process: phosphatidylinositol biosynthetic process. The record is from RefSeq and is a predicted model, not a curated record. The transcript is spliced from 3 exons. Gene Ontology annotation, cellular component: membrane; Golgi apparatus.